UAGAUAGGUAUUUAUUUAUAUGUUGACGACUUGACGGAAGGUAUUUAUUUCUGGAAAGCAAAGAAUAAAAUUGAAAAAAAAAAAUUGUGGUUGCAACAGAAUGGACCUACAUUGUGAGAUUCAGAAUCUACGAAUAUGAACGAAAUACAAAUACAAACUAUCCACCGUUAAUCAACUCAACUUCAAAAUUCAUAGAUACCGUUAAUUUCCCACUGAAAUGUUAGUUUCUCCAUUUUUCUCUUACUUCACGUCUUUAACAACCAAAAUCCCUUAUUCCCAAAUUCCUAAAUCUCUAAUUUCAAUCAAAUCCCCCAAUUUCCGUAAUCAAAUUCAAAGAUUAUCUUCGAGCUUGGAUUUUUGGAUGAAAUUAUGAGCCAUUUGAGGUCAAUUUGCCGACCAAAUGCUGUGGUUUCUUCCUUUGUAUGUUGUUGCAGAAUUAGGGUUCAUAUUUUUGGCGCCAAAUCAUCAUCUAGGGUUCCUUUUUCAAAACCUAGUUUAAGCUCGUUUCCUUCUCUUUCCUCCGAUUCGUCGGACUUUUAUCGGAGUGAGCCAUGGUUGCGUUUGAAUCAUCGGAGAUAUGUUGCUCGUGCUUCCAAUUGGACCGGCGAGAAAUCUCCCUACGAUGUUCUUGAGCUAGAGAGGGAUGCAGAUGAAGACCAAGUAAAAGUUGCUUAUAGGCGCCUCGCCAAAUAUUAUCAUCCUGAUGGAGUAAUUGGACCCACUUGGAAUGGAUUAGAGACACGAUGUUAUUCAAAUGUUGAUUUUAUUUUCUACUGUCAAAUUUCGGCAAAGGUCUAUGAUGGUAGAGGCAAUCUUGAGGAAGGUGAAACAGCUGAAACCCGAUUUAUUAAAAUUCAAGCAGCUUAUGAGCUGCUUGUCGAUGGAGAGAAGAGGAGAAAUUAUGACAUGGAAAAUCGAGUGAACCCUAUGAAGGCAUCUGAAGCGUGGAUGGAGUGGCUCAUAAAAAAGCGAAAGGCAUUUGACCAGCGGGGUGAUAUGGCAAUUGCAGCAUGGGCUGAGCAGCAGCAGCGUGAAAUGAACUUGAGAGCACGUCAACGUGCUCGAUCAAAGGUCGAUCCUGAAGAAGAGAAGAGGAUCCUGGCAAAGGAAAAGAAGGCAUCUGUAGAAAACUUUCAGACAACUCUCAGGAGGCAUACACUUGUUUUGAAGAAGCGAGACUUGAUGCGCCGAAAGAAAGCCGAGGAGGAAAAGCAAAAAGAGAUUCGCCGUCUGUUAGCCGCAGAGGGAUUUGAAUUGGAGGAUGAGUAGGUAACUAGGUACAUGUUUGUAUGCAGUUUGUGUUCUUGUAGGUAUUCAACUUAUUAUGUAUACGUCUUCAUUUAUUGGCAUAGUUGAUAGUUCUUGUA
Chenopodium quinoa (quinoa) is the source of this 1367-nucleotide messenger RNA. RefSeq names its product chaperone protein dnaJ 11, chloroplastic-like. NCBI's taxonomy places the organism in Eukaryota, Viridiplantae, Streptophyta, Magnoliopsida, Caryophyllales, Amaranthaceae. The coding region runs from base 370 to 1269 and encodes 299 amino acids. The record is from RefSeq and is a predicted model, not a curated record. The transcript has 6 exons.